UUUCCACUUCCUCUCUGAUAAGCUCUGCUCAGGUUUGAAAAGGGACAAGGGAAGAACAAGCAGAGUACGGUCGUUGCCCUGAAACCAUGAACGGCAGCAACACUAACAGCAGAGACGAAGAUCGAAGAAAAGAUAGCAGUAAUACCACUCUCACAAGUCUCAACCAAACGCUAAGAAAUGUACAGGGGCUUCUUAAAGGUCGCAGCUUCCCUGGCAAGGUUAUGUUAACACGUAGAUCUGACCCACUAAGCGACUCAAGCUUACGCUCUCCGGAUACCGACAGGAGUUUCUCAAAUAAACAUGCCGGAACAAGUGAAUGGCUGGAUGACUCUGUUGAGGAUGAUAUCCAAAGUAAAAGCACUCCAAGUACUAAUUCAACUGGUAACAAGUCAAGAACAUCAACCUCCAGUGGAGAGGAUACUUCCAAAGAGUCUCAGAAGUCGACCAUUGGUGCUAGAGCUACUGAUUCUGCAAGGCUGAUGAAGUUCACAAAAGCAUUAUCAGGCCCAACAGUCAUCUUAGACAAAUUGCGCGAGUUAGCUUGGAGUGGCGUCCCACCAUAUUUGCGGCCAACUGUGUGGAGGCUUCUUUUGGGAUAUGCACCCACUAAUUCAGAUAGAAGGGAGGGAGUUCUGAGAAGAAAGCGUCUUGAAUAUCUCGAUUGUGUUGCUCAGUAUUUUGACAUUCCAGAUAUUCAGCGUACAGAUGAGGAGAUUACCAUGCUUCGCCAGAUUUCCGUGGAUUGUCCCAGAACCGUUCCUGAUGUCACCUUCUUUCAGCAAGCAGCGGUUCAGAAGUCCUUGGAGCGCAUCCUCUAUACAUGGGCCAUUCGACAUCCUGCAAGUGGAUAUGUUCAAGGAAUAAAUGAUCUUGCUACGCCUUUUUUAGUAGUUUUCUUAUCCGAAUUUUUGGAGGGCAGUGUGGAUGAUUGGACAACUUUGGAUCUACCUCCGGAGAAAAUAUCUGAUAUUGAAGCUGAUUGCUAUUGGUGCUUAUCAAAAUUGCUCGAUGGCAUGCAAGACCAUUACACCUUUGCUCAACCAGGAAUUCAGAGGCUUGUAUUUAAGCUGAAGGAAUUGGUUAGGCGGAUUGAUGAACCUGUUUCGAGACACAUUGAGGAGCAAGGGCUUGAAUUCCUUCAGUUUGCAUUCCGGUGGUUCAAUUGUCUUCUAAUACGAGAGAUACCUUUCCAUCUGGUUACCCGGUUGUGGGACACAUACCUUGCUGAAGGAGAUGCAUUGCCAGAUUUCCUUGUGUACAUAUUUGCCAGUUUUCUUUUAACGUGGUCCGAUAAGAUCCAGAAACUUGAUUUCCAAGAGAUGGUGAUGUUCCUCCAACACCUUCCAACUGAGAACUGGAACCAUGUAGAGCUGGAGAUGGUGCUUUCCAGAGCAUAUAUGUGGCACACCAUGUUCAAGAGUUCCCCCAGCCACUUCUCUAGUUGAUGAAAGGGAAAUAUUUGUUUCUUCCCUGAUGACUGAGCAAUACGUUUUUUAUUUUUUUUUAUUUUGUUGUUCCUUUUCCUAUAUGUAUUUUUUUUUUCCCUUUUCCUUUGUGGGAAACUAACUUAUUGUUGCCAUUUGUAUUAUGAUUUCUAACCUUUGUAUGUGUAAUGAGUUCUAUGUACUAGUACCUUUUGACCAAACAGCACGAAACUUUCGACUGUAACACUACUAAAUAUUCACUUUUUGUGAAUUUGUCAAUUUUAUUAAUGAAAAACAAUAAUUUUUAA
Rhododendron vialii is the source of this 1732-nucleotide messenger RNA. Its product is annotated as GTPase-activating protein GYP1. The transcript is spliced from 10 exons. Lineage: Eukaryota; Viridiplantae; Streptophyta; Magnoliopsida; Ericales; Ericaceae. Bases 87 to 1445 code for a protein of 452 amino acids. The record is from RefSeq and is a predicted model, not a curated record. Gene Ontology annotation, molecular function: GTPase activator activity. Gene Ontology annotation, biological process: activation of GTPase activity.